Molecule: messenger RNA, 489 nt
Organism: Trichoderma breve
Lineage: Eukaryota; Fungi; Ascomycota; Sordariomycetes; Hypocreales; Hypocreaceae
Product: ATP synthase subunit C domain-containing protein
Exons: 5
Coding region: 1-489 (162 amino acids)
Biological process (GO): proton transmembrane transport
Cellular component (GO): proton-transporting V-type ATPase, V0 domain
Molecular function (GO): proton-transporting ATPase activity, rotational mechanism
Source: RefSeq, a predicted model, not a curated record
AUGGCCACCGAACUUUGCCCCGUCUACGCGCCCUUCUUUGGUGCCAUGGGCUGCACCUGCGCCAUCGUCUUCACCUGCUUGGGUGCCUCAUACGGUACUGCCAAGUCUGGUGUUGGUAUUGCCGCCAUGGGUGUCCUCCGCCCUGACCUCAUCGUCAAGAACAUUGUCCCUGUUAUUAUGGCUGGUAUCAUUGGUAUUUACGGCCUCGUCGUUUCCGUCCUGAUCUCCGAUGGUCUCAAGCAGGAUCUCCCUCUCUACACUGGCUUCAUUCAGUUUGGUGCUGGUCUCUCUGUCGGUCUCGCUGGUCUCGCUGCUGGUUUUGCCAUCGGUAUUGUUGGUGAUGCUGGUGUCCGAGGAACUGCCCAACAGCCCCGUCUCUUCGUCGGAAUGAUUCUGAUUCUUAUUUUUGCCGAAGUCUUGGGUCUGUACGGUCUCAUUGUUGCUCUGUUGAUGAACUCCAAGGCCAGCCAGGAUGCUGUCUGCGCAUAG